This is a messenger RNA of Nerophis ophidion (straightnose pipefish), 4293 nucleotides long. Its product is annotated as transmembrane protein 237B-like. Gene Ontology annotation, cellular component: ciliary transition zone. Gene Ontology annotation, biological process: cilium assembly. NCBI's taxonomy places the organism in Eukaryota, Metazoa, Chordata, Actinopteri, Syngnathiformes, Syngnathidae. The coding region runs from base 162 to 1346 and encodes 394 amino acids. The transcript is spliced from 14 exons. The record is from RefSeq and is a predicted model, not a curated record.
AGACAUCGACUCCGCCCCCUCCCCCGGAAAUACAUCCGGGUCGUUUUAGAAUCUUUUAUUUCAUGUAGUUUACAGGGAAUAUAAGCAAAUAACGGUUUUAAAUGUGGUGUGUUUAUUCCACUACACACUUUUAAAUAAUAAUAUAACAACCCAAACGGAAUAUGGACAAUGGCGCCUCAAAGAAAUUGCAACCCAGGGAGCUGCCGCCUCUACCGCAGCGAGGACAAAGGGCUCUGCCCACUGUGCCAAGUGAGGACAUGGCUGAUGUGCCCAAACAGAAGAAGAAGAGAGUGAAAAAGGAAGUCAACGAAGCAGACGACACAGAUGAGCCGAUGGAAGGCCUUGGCAGCAGAAGGACUUCUGCAGUUGAAGAAAAUGUUUCCCUGGAAACAACGACCGAUGCUCCUCCUCAAAGGAAGAAGAAGAAGAAGAAGGUCUUGUCUCUAGAUCUUGAAGAGGACCAAACUGACCUGAUGAAUGGAGAUGCAGCAGAUCAGACCAAGAAGAAGAAAAAGAAGACGAAAGUUGUGGAAUCGUCACUUCCUGACGGACUGGAUGUCGAGGAAGAUGAUGUUGUCACAGACACGGCCUCACCUAUACCACAACAAUCCCUAUUCUCUGCCCCACAAGGACAGAGCCUGCCUGUCGGGAAGGUCUUUGUCGAGCGCAACAAGCGCUUCCAGGCAGCAGAGCGCUCAGACUGGAGGAAGACCAGCGACCAGAUGGAGAACAUCAACGACUUCCAGCUGAUGCAGCACCGCUGGACCACCAGAGAUGUUUCUAUCAGGGUGCACGAGGGGUUCAGGUUUUUCGCUCUGUACUGUCACGGCUUCCUUGCAGGGUUUGCGGUGUGGAACAUCGUGGUGGUGUACGUGUUGGCCGGCCAGCACCUCACCGCUCUCUACAACCUGCUGGAGCAGUACCACUACCUGGCUUACCCAGCCCAGUCUCUGCUCUACAUGCUGCUGGCCAUCAGCACGGUGGCUGCUUUUGACAGAGUCAACCUGGCCAAAGUCUCCAUGGCGGUGCAGGAGCUGAUCACACUGGACCCGGUGGCUAUCGCCUCGUUCUUGUAUUUCGCUGCGUUGGUUCUCUCCCUCAGCCAGCAGACGACCAGCGACCGCAUCAACCUCUACCACGCCUCCAACUCCACACUCUGGCCAGAAGGCUCGCAGCAUCAAAUACUCCACACUUGGGUGACGGUCAACCUGGUGGUGGCGCUGCUGGUGGGCGUGGCCUGGAUCUUCAUCACCGUGCGACCUGAAACGGACUAUACCGAAAGUUAUCUGGUUGCCAUGCAAAUUGAACCCCCAAAGAUGGACGACAAGUCAGAAAUGAGCACCUAAAGAAGGUUCUGUUGUCUUUUGGUACAUUCAGGAUAUUUUUUGCACUCUUGAUGGAAUGUAAUUGUGUUUGUCUUUUUAAUAUUAGUGUCUAUUCAAACUUUUGCAUUAAAGCUCUACACAUGUACAUACUGAUACAGUAUAUUAGUUAAUACACAACUGUGUCAUAACUAUACUGUCGACUGGCAAAUGGGCCACAAAUGUUGACAGUAGAAUGCAGUCUUGAAUAAAAUUGCUAAAAAAGCAAAUUAUGAACUAUAAACUCACCAAUCCGAUUGUGGGUGUUACCAAUGAUGUUGUCACGUUGUGUAAAUGGUAAAUAAAAAGAGAAUACAACAAAUCAUUUUCAACUUAAAUUCAAUUGAAUAGACUGCAAAGACAAGAUAUGUCAUGUUAGAACUGAGAAACUUAUUUUUUUUUGCAAAUAAUCAUCAACUUAGAAUGUAAUAGCAGCAACACAUUGCAAAAAAGGCAUUUUUACCAGUGUGUUACAUGACCUUUCCUUUUAACAACACUCCGUAAAGGUUUGGGAACUGAGGAGACACAUUUUUGAUGAGGAAUUCUUUCCCAUUCUUGCUUGAUGUACAGCUUAAGUUGUUCAACAGUCUCUCUUCGACUAUUUUAGCAUUCACACAUUUUCAAUAGGAGACAGGUCUGGACUACUAGCAGGCCAGUCUAGUACCUGCACUCUUUUGCCAUGAAGCCACGUUGUUGUAACACGUGGCUUGGCAUUGUCUUGCUGAAAUAAGCAGGGGCGUCCAUGGAUGAAAACAUAUGUUGCUCCAAAAGCUGUAUGUACCUUUCAGCAUUAAUGGUGCCUUCACAGAUGUGUAAGUUAGCCAUGCCUUGGCCACUAAUACACCCCCAUACCAUCACACAUGCUGACUUUUACACUUUGUGCCUAUUUUCCUCUUUGUUCCGGAGGACACGACGUCCACGGUUUCCAAAAACUAUUUGAAAUGUGGACUCGUCAGACCACAGAACACUUUUCCACUUUGCAUCAGUCCAUCUUAGAUUAGCUCGGGCCCAGCAAAAAUGGCGGUGUUUCUGGGUGUUGUUGAUAAAUGGCUUUGGCUUUGCAUAGUAGAGUUUUAACUUGCACUUACAGAUGUAGCGGCCAGCUGUAGUUACUGACAGUGGUUUUCUGAAGUGUUCCUGAGUGGUGAUAUCCUUUACACACUGAUGUUGUCUUUUGAUGCAGUGCCGCCUGAGGGAUUCAAGGUGUGUAUUAUCAUGGCUUACUCGGAGUGAUUCCUCCAGAUUCUCUGAAACUUUUGAUAAUAUUACGGAGCGUAGAUGGUGAAGUCACUGAAUUCCUUGCAAUAGCUGCUUGAGAAAUGUUGUUCUUAAACUGUCGGACAAUUGCCAGGGAUUUGUUGACAAAGUGGUGACACUCGCCCCGUCCUUGUUUGUGAAUGAGUGAGCAUUUCAUGGAAGCUGGUUUUAUCCCCAAUCAUGGAACCCACCUGUUCCCAAUUAGCCUGUUCACCUGUGGGAUGUUCCAAAUAAAUCUUUGAUGAGCAUUCCUCAACUUUCUCAGUCUUUUUUGCCACAUGUUCCAGCUUUUUGAAACAUGUUGCAGGCAUCAAACUCCAAAUGAGCUAAUAUUUGCAAAAAAUUACAGAUUACCAGUUUGAACAUGAAAUAUCUUGUCUUUGCAGUCUAUUCAAUUGGAUAUAAGUUGACAAGGAUUUGCAAAUCAUUGUAUUCUCUUUUUAUUCACACAACGUGACAACUUCACUGCUUACGGGGUUUUGUACAUGUAUUGUGAAACAUUGUCUACAAAACACAAUGAAAUACGAAUAGAAAUGUACAAAACUAAAAGAAAAAUCAGUUUUGGAUAAUUUUUGAUUGAUUGGUUGAAACUUUUAUUAUUAGAUUGCACAGUACAGUACAUAUUCCGUACAAUUGACCACUAAAUGAUAACACCCUAAUAGGUGUUUUAACUUCUUUAAGUCGGGGUCCACGUUAAUCAAUUCAUGGUAAAUCGGCAUUCAGAAACACAAAGUACCCAAUUUUCCUCACCUUUCCAGUGUGUGUAGUCUCUAAUUCUGUAGCGACCAUGCUACAGACUUUUGCUCAAUGUGUAAACAAUCGUGUGCUUUAACAGAAAAAAAAAAGAAAACACUUCUAAGAGCCGGGUGGUAUUGAGAACAAUCCAUUGUGAGCACUUUGCCGCGACUUCACUUAGCAUUCAAAAUGUUUGUGUCUGAAAGUGUGCUAACUGUGUUUGGAGUGCAGAUGUGCCAGCGUUGCCAGACAAUAGUUACCCUAGUUGUACUAUUUCUACAAUGAGAGUGCUAUCAGCAGGCAUGUGCACAGACAUGAUCGGAGGUAGGUCCUCAAGCCAAAAAAAUGCACUCACAUUCAUUGCAAAAAUGAAUCAUAAAAUUCCAUCCAUUUUCUACCGCUUGUCCCCUCUCUGGGUUGUCUCUUUUACUUCUCCAGACAUAGGGACACACAAACAUGCUUUUGACACCUAACGAAAAGUAAAACAUGUUCAUGUCAAAAUUGAAAAGACUCUUUUGUUUGCACAAAAUACAUCAGCCUAACCAAAAUGAGAGAAAUGUCCUUAGUUUGUUGCAAAAAGUGUCAGGCUUGGUCAAAAGAUAGGACUCAAAUGCACAGUAGGGUUUAAUUCGGCAGGCUUCUAUUUUGAAAGCUUCCUUUCACCUCUAGAGUCAGGGCAAUUCAAAUAGUCUAGAACUAAACUGGUCGGCGAAAAAGGUUCUAAAAAAAAAAAGGAACAACCAAAAAUCAGUCCGAAAGGAAGAAAACACAAAAACAAUAAGGAACUAUACUUGGUGCCGUUUAUUCUAUCAAACUUAUUCGAAAUAAAAAAGACUCCAACAGGAGGGAGAAACAAUGGCUGUGGAACUUCUACACUGUCUCUAAUAUAAUAAAAGUUAACAAAGAAUGUCACUCAAAAAAUUGAGGAAAAGAAAGAACU